ACUGCUCUGUGCUUUUAGAAGUGAAGAAGCUAUGAAGACGAGCCGGGUUUGGGUUCUCGUUCUCAUCCAGCUCUGUGAAGCCUGGGCGCAGUUGGUGUUUGAGCGUCUGGCGGAGGGCCAGUCUCUGGUCCUGUCCUGCUCCCCUCAGAAGGACCACGGCAGCCCUUCAGGCCUCCAGCUUUACCACCAUGGUGCCCAGAGCCAGACCACCCUGCUGUCGCUGAGCGAGGCUGGGGAGGUCAGGGUCGACCCGGAGAUCAGGACUCGUCUGCAGCUCUGUGGAGGUCUGGACUCCCCAAAGGCCAACAUGACCAUUUCUGACCUGCAGCAGAGCGACACGGGCCUGUACAUGUGGGAGCUGAGCUACCGGGACGUGAACGGCUCCGAUCACAUCGUCCUCGGCUCACAAAAGAUCUUCCUGUUGGUUGAAGCGACGUCGUGCCGCUGCUCUCAGAGCUACCCUGCUCUGCUCUGGAUCAACGUCACAGCAGCAGGACUUGUGCUGACGCUCAGCUGGCUGGCCAUACGCACAUGUGUGAGUGUUCAGGCGACGACGAGGCCUCAUCCCCGACCGCAGCCUCAUUUUCCAAUCUACGAGGAAAUGAGCAGGAAGCAGCAGAGCCCCGGAAGCCCUCAAAAUAACCAGGAAGCCUCCUCGCACCUGGAGGAAGUCAGCUUCCCCGUCUACGCAAACCCCAACAUCCGACCGCCGCAGGACAACUACUACGCCUGCCCCAGGCAGCUCGCCCUCAGAGCCUGAGCGCGGCGGCGGCGUCGCGUCCACAGACAAUCACACCAGCAACAAACAAGCAAAGGGCGACAGCUUCAACAGCCAAGAAAAAAAUGCUAUUUUAUUAAUAUUUGAAAGAAGCUCCAUAGUUCAUGAAAACAUUUGUUUCGGUGCAUGUCAUUUAACAAUCACAUUCUAUGAGGAGAAAGAGAUAUACAGAGAAAAAAUAAAACAUUACAAGCCACUGACUUCUCAUUAACUCUCAGUACAGACAUUUUUACUUAAUAUUUCAAAAAAAAAAAAAAAA
Molecule: messenger RNA, 1037 nt
Organism: Stegastes partitus (bicolor damselfish)
Lineage: Eukaryota; Metazoa; Chordata; Actinopteri; Pomacentridae
Exons: 4
Coding region: 32-760 (242 amino acids)
Biological process (GO): adaptive immune response
Cellular component (GO): membrane
Molecular function (GO): signaling receptor activity
Source: RefSeq, a predicted model, not a curated record